Anopheles merus is the source of this 1396-nucleotide messenger RNA. Its product is annotated as chitin-binding lectin 1-like. Gene Ontology annotation, cellular component: extracellular region. The transcript has a single exon. Bases 99 to 1154 code for a protein of 351 amino acids. NCBI's taxonomy places the organism in Eukaryota, Metazoa, Arthropoda, Insecta, Diptera, Culicidae. The record is from RefSeq and is a predicted model, not a curated record. Gene Ontology annotation, molecular function: chitin binding.
GGGUGACAGUAAGGCAUCAGUUUUUCGUCGACCAGUGUACGACGACCUAGCAGAACAGACUUCUAGCGUGGAAAUCGAUCCAACCCAGCUGCUCACCAAUGAGAAGUUUACUCGUGUUGGCUGUCCUCGUGACGGCCUCCCAGGCGUACUCGGUGUUCCAGAACCCACCGUGCUCGGGCACCACGCCCUGCCUGAUCAACUGCGUGCAGAACUCGCGCUGCCCGAUCUACAACCCGGCCAAGCCGGUCCUGCUUCCGGGCCCGACCUGCGACCGUUUCUACAAGUGCGAGAGUGGCCGCGCCUGCGAGACCCUCUGCCCGGGCGGUACCCACUUCAAUGCCCGCGAGCAGGCGUGCGACUGGCCGCACCGUGCCUGUUGCGACCCGAACAUUGAGUGCCGUCCGGAUCCGUGCGGACCCAGCGGUGACUGCGGAGGCGGUGACAGUCCGAUCGUUCCAGCACCCCCACCACCUCCACCACCACCACCACCACCGGCGCAGCCCCCGUGCAGCGGUGGAGGCAUCUGUGCCAUCAACUGCCCCGUAGACAACCGUUGCCCGAUGUUCGACGGCUUGAAGCCGACGCUCCUGCCCGGACCGACCUGUGGCGUGUACGCCAAGUGUAUCGCUGGACGCGCCUGCCCGAUGCAGUGCCCCGCUGGACUGCACUUCAACGCCGCCAAGCAGAUCUGCGACUGGCCGUUCCAGGCUUGCUGCGAUCCGAGCGUGGAAUGCCGCCCGGACCCAUGCGGACCCAGCGGUGACUGCGGAGGCGGUGGCGGUCCGAUCUAUCCACCACCCCCACCACCUCCACCACCGCCACCACCACCACAGCCCCCGUGCAGCGGUGGAGGCAUCUGCGCCAACAACUGCCCCGUAGACAACCGUUGCCCGAUGUUCGACGGCUCGAAGCCGACGCUCCUGCCCGGACCGACCUGUGGCGUGUACGCCAAGUGUAUCGCUGGACGUGCCUGCCCGAUGCAGUGCCCCGCUGGACUGCACUUCAACGCCGCCAAGCAGAUCUGCGACUGGCCGUUCCAGGCUUGCUGCGAUCCGAGCGUGCAGUGUCGCCCCGACCCAUGCCCGCCGGGUGCAUUCGGCUGUGGCCAGAACAACCAGAACAACCACUUCAACAACAACUGGAUGUGGGGUUAAGCGCAAUGCAGCAGCCUGCAGGAGGAGCUCGGAACGCCGCCACCGAUCUUGGAGAUCAUCAGCAGCAGCAACAACAACAACAACCACUGGGCUUCCGGCUCCGCCUGCAAAUCCAUCACGCUAGAUGCUAGGUAAGAGUUUGCAAUAGCCUUUAAACUUGAUGGCAUUAUCAGACGAAGGUGGCUAUUCCUAACACACAAAGAACACGAGCCCCGAGAAUAUACGAGCACUUCUAACAAUUA